Molecule: messenger RNA, 2778 nt
Organism: Closterium sp. NIES-67
Lineage: Eukaryota; Viridiplantae; Streptophyta; Zygnematophyceae; Desmidiales; Closteriaceae
Source: the annotation of a GenBank genome assembly
GUUGCUGGUGGGUGGUUCAGCUCUGCUCUGCUUCCGCUGUCGGCCAGUCAUCAGUAUGUGCCGUGGCGAGGCGAGGCUCUAUGCUAUGGAUAAUGGAAGCAUGCUGCUGCAGUGCAGCCCGCAAGUGAGAGGCCAGUCGUACACUAUUACUUAGCUUUCUUUCUCCCCGAUCCCAGUCGUAGAGGCUAGUAGUAAACGUACCCUAUGGUUUCCGUGCAAUGAGAAUUCCCAUGACUCUCGUGACAAACAGUGCUCGAACCUUGAAUUGUCUUGGACACUGGCAGUGGCCGCUAUUACCCGCCGCGGACAGCUUUCCAGAUUCCAGACGACUAGAUUAUUCUGCUAGUUAGAGUAGAGACUGCGAAUCUCUUACCUCCUUCCUCCGCCAUCUCACAAACAUCAAACGUUAGCUGUCUUCCGCGACUCUCCUCCCCCCCUUUCCCGCUAGUCCCCCCAUUCCCCGCGGCUCCUCCGCGCUCUCCCCACCCGCCCACUCCCCCCCCCACCCCGCGGUCUCCCCAAGCCCCCCCCUUCCCCACAGAACCUCCCGCAGCUCCGUCUAAUGUCCGCUUCCGCCUGUUCCGCCGCUCUCCUCCCCGCGGCCCUUCCGCGCUGCGCCAGCCCACCGACCUCCGCCGCCGCUCAUUCCCCCGCUCCCCCAUUGAACCGCUCCCCUUUUUUUAAGCCGCCUAGGAAAUUCAACCGGUCGCCCGCCACCCGUGGCAACCUACUCCUAUUUAACGCGCCUCGGUUGCCUAUGCAAACUAACGGUGAUACCGCUGGUACCGUUAGAACUAACGACUUGCUGCUCUCCCCGUCGACCCCCCGCCGCCGUGCCGCGCAGCUUGCGCCUCCGCUGCUGGGGAAGGGGACCGGCGGCGGCGGGGCGUUGGCGCGCGCGGGCGCGGAGCAAGGCGGAGGGAUGUGGCGGGGCGGAGCGGAAGACGGGGGGACGGGCUUGGGGGCGGAAAAUCCUUUCUUGAAUCCGCUUCUGAAAGAAAGGCCGCGCCCGCGCAGUGUCGCGGCAUGUGCGGGGAAUGAUCCGUGCGCGGAUGCGGCGGAUGACCAGAGGCGCGCGGACGAAGGGGGGUGUGGGGAGGGCGGGGGGGGAGCGGGCGCGGAAGAGGACGGGGAAAACGCGGAGCUUGUGGGCGGAGGGGGGGAGGCGGAGGAGCAUUUGUCGUCUUCUGGGCGGACGUUGGGCAAUCUGAUCAUAUCUAUUGUGGGCGCAGGCGUGCUCGGCCUGCCAUACGCGUUCAUGCGCUCGGGGUGGCUGGUGUCGUUGAUCUCCCUGGCCGCCACCGCUGCGCUCACCUACCGGGGCAUGCAGCUGCUCGUCGCAGCACGGGCCUUGCAGGAGGCUUGGGAGAGCGGGGAGAGUGGGGAGACGCAGCAGCAGCAGCAGCAGCAGCAGCAGCAACAACAGCAAAAGAAGAAGAAGGAGGAAGAGGGGGACGGGAAGGAGGACGUAGAGCAGGGGCGUGGAGAGAGGGAUAUGCUGCUGGGCAGAUCAGGCACCCAGCAGAACGGCCACGCGGCCGAAACUUCACAAGUACCGUCCGCAAUGUCAGCAUCCCCAGUGCCACCGUCCCCACCACACCCAUCAUCAGUAUCAACCACACUCACCACCCCAGCAGCAGCAGCACCACCAGCAGCAGAAGCAGCAGCAGCAGCAGCAACGGCGCACACAGCAGUGUCGAGCAGCAAGGUCCGGUCGUACGGCGACCUGGGCGACCGACUGUACGGCGCAGUGGGGCGAGUGGCGGUGGAUGCCAUGGUGCUGAUCAGCCAGGGGGGCUUCUGCGCCGUCUUCCUCGUCUUCAUGGGGCACAACGUGGCGAGUGUCCUGUGGGGGUCUACCAAGCUCUCCUCCCUCAUAAUCGCCAUCAUCGCCCCCCUCCAGAUCCUGCUGUCGUGGCUACCGUCUCUCACCCACCUCGCUCCAUUCAGCAUAUUCGCUGACGUGGUGAACCUCCUCGCCUUCUCCCUCGUGGUCUUCUACGGGCUGCGCUCCUUCCAGGGCCUGCACUCCGUCUCCGCCUACACCACCCUCCGUGACGCGCCCUUUGCCUUUGGCGUCGCCACCUACGCGCUCAACGGGGCUGGGAUGACCCUCUCCCUCGAGUCCUCCAUGCGCCAGCGCGCCCGCUUCCCAGGUGUACUCACUGCAGGCCUCUCCCUCAUCUCGUUAGUGUAUGCCGCCGUGGGUACAGCCGGGUACUUCGGGUUCGGGAGCGCGACGGAGGAGAUCGUAACCCUGAAUUUGCCGCCCGGGUGGCAAAGCGUGGUUGUAAAGCUCGGGGUGUGCAUUGCUCUCUUCUUUACCUUUCCUGUCAUGAUGACACCAGUGCAUGAGAUGGCGGAAAGGUACCUUUCCUCCUCUUCAUACCUCCACCACCACUUCGUCUCUCACUCCGCCCCCCCCUCGCGCCGCCGCCUUUUCAUCUGCUUCAUUCGGACUCUGACGGUGCUGCUGAUCGUGCUGCUGUCGGUGUCCGUGCCACACAUCGGGGCCUUUAUCUCCCUUAUUGGCUGCAGCGUUUGCUCUGCUCUGGGGUUCGUUCUUCCUGCGUUGUUUUUUAUGAAGGCUGCAAGAGGGAAGCUGGGGACUUCUGAGGUUGUUGGGAAUUGGUGCUUGGCUGGGUUUGGUUUAGUCUUUGGGCUUUGGGGUACAUGGAAUGCGUUGAGGCAGAUGCUUGUGUAGGAAUUUUGUGAAAUCGUACAAUACAAUAUACUUUAUUUGCUAAGUAGUAGUACCUUCUACUCUACAUACAUACG